CAAAAUAUAUGAAAGGAUACUAUAUUCAACAAAAAUUAGUUAACCUUAAUUUGGACCAGGCAGAAAAAGAUAAAUUAGUAGCAGAAUUAUAUAAAGUAGCAGCGGAUGCAGGCGAUGAAUUUCCUGAAGCUCAAUUACGUUAUGGAGGUUUGAUAUUUAAAGGUGUAGGAGUUCAAAGGGAUUUAAAAGAAGCUGCUUUAUAUUUUACCAAAGCCGCUGAAAAUGGUCAAGUUGUUGGUAUGUUUAAUGCUGCUAGUUUAUAUUUCUCUGGUGGUGCUGGUAAGAAAGAUGCAGAAUUAGGUACAAAAUAUAUGAAAUUAGCCGCUUAUAAACAACAUAAACAAGCCAUUGACUAUUGCAAGAAGAAUAAUAUUCCUUUGUAG
Messenger RNA from Funneliformis geosporum, 383 nucleotides. NCBI's taxonomy places the organism in Eukaryota, Fungi, Glomeromycota, Glomeromycetes, Glomerales, Glomeraceae. The record is from the annotation of a GenBank genome assembly.